This is a messenger RNA of Ilex paraguariensis (yerba mate), 917 nucleotides long. Lineage: Eukaryota; Viridiplantae; Streptophyta; Magnoliopsida; Aquifoliales; Aquifoliaceae. The record is from the annotation of a GenBank genome assembly.
AUGGCAAGUUUUCGAGCUUUACCUCUAGCUAUGUUCAUCUUAGCAAUAGCAUUUCAUCCAGGCUUAGCUGAUGGCACAUUUUCCGAGAGCAUGUACUUCAAUUGGGGUGCUCAGCAUUCUUCAAUUCUGGGCAAUGGUGAUGAUCUUCAACUUGUGUUGGAUAGAACAUCAGGCUCUGGUGUUCAAUCAAAGGGAGCAUUCCUAUUUGGAAGCAUUGAGAUGCUAAUCAAGUUGGUACCUGGGAACUCUGCAGGAACUGUCACAGCAAACUACUUGUCAUCUACUGGCACCAAACAUGAUGAGAUCGACUUUGAAUUCUUAGGGAACUCAUCUGGACAACCUUAUACUAUCCACACAAACAUCUAUACUCAAGGAAUUGGAAACAGAGAGCAGCAAUUUCGCCCUUGGUUUGACCCAACUGCCGAUUUCCACAACUACACCAUCCAUUGGAACCCCACAGAAGUUGUGUGGUACAUUGAUGGUCUGCCAAUUCGAGUAUUCAGAAAUUAUCAGAGUGAGGGAAUUGCCUAUCCAAACCAACAAGGGAUGAGGAUUUACUCCAGCUUGUGGAAUGCUGAUAAUUGGGCAACUAGAGGUGGCCUUGUUAAGAUUGACUGGAACAUAGCACCCUUUAUAGCAAGAUUCCGUUGUUUUAGGGCAAGGGCUUGCCAAUGGGAUGGACCAGUAAGCAUUUCACAAUGUGCCUCCCCUACCCCUGCCAACUGGUGGACCUCUCCCACAUACAGACAAUUAAGCUAUGGUAAGCUAGGUCAGAUGAAAUGGGUAAGAGAUAACUACAUGAUCUACAACUACUGCAAAGAUACUAAGCGGUUCAAUGGACAGAUGCCUCCUGAAUGUUUUAAGCCGCAAUAUUAACAUGGAAAUCAAUGAUCAAAGCAGCAGCCCCUUUUCGUUUA